AUGUGUCUUACCAAGUGCUACAACAUCUACAACUGCUACCUCCCAUUGGACGUAACCGACGCUAGAUUCCUGAUCCACGAUGGCCAGGUAACAAGCUCUCAUGAAAACAGCGGUCUGGCUUACAUGCCUUGGACCACAGCUGAGUUCAGAGAGUUCCUUAGUUACUUUGUCCACGCCAGAACCAACUGGCGCCUGAAGCUCGAGGCUCAGAUUAUCUAUACUAAGAAAAUCAUGCUUCUUGCUGAAAAGUAUGAUGCCCCAGAGGCACACAAUGCUGCAAAAUUGCGGCUCCGUAGCGCUCAUAAGCUUCUUAAGGGUAUUACUCUUAAACAAACCAGUCCUCCCCCUUCAGAGGAGUCCAAGACAGCCAUGAAGGAACAACUCAGCGGGUAUUUUGCUAAGGCUGUUGCCGAGGCAAAGAAGGCUACGCUUGCUCGGGCCAACAAACGGAAGAGCAAGAGCCAAACGGCUCGCCAGAAGGCUUCUCCAGUCUUCUGGCCUACUGACUUCUACAAGUAUAAGGAGAGCGUCAGUGAGAAGGAUAGCCAUAGUUACUUACCUUGUGACUUUUAUAAGUAUAAGGAAAGUAUCAAUGAGAAGGUGGUUCCUACUUAUUUGCCUUGUGACUUCUACAAGUACAUGGAGAGCAUUAACGAGAAGGUUACUCCUUCCUACUUACCUUGUGACUUCUAUAAGUACAAGGAGCUCUUGAACCAGCACGAGAAGGAUUCCUUCUUGCCAGCUGACUUCCCCUUGUUCAGGGAAACCGUGAACAAGAAGACCUACCCUCAGUACUUACCUUGUGACUUUUAUAAGUUCAAGGAGUACUUUAAAGAAACUGAAGGUGUUUCGUACUUACCUUCAGACUUCUAUAAACUCAAAGAGUACUUUAGGGAAACUGAAGGUACUUCGUACUUACCUUGUGACUUCUACAAGUUCAAGGACUACUUUAAGGAAUCCGAGGUUGCCUCCUUCUUACCUUUGGACUUCUAUAAGUUCAAGGAGUACUUUAAGGAAUCUCAGGAUACCUUUUACUUACCUUGUGACUUCUACAAGUUCAAGGAGUACUUCAAGGAGCCUCUGGAUAUCUCCUACUUACCUUCCGACUUCCCCUUCUUUAGACAUCUUCUUGUCGAGAAGUACCACAGGCAAUACUUGCCUACUUGCUUCCCUCACUUCAAGGCAGCACAGUCUCUUCAGAAGACUUAUCUCCCUGGUGACUUCCCCCACUUCUUUACCAUCUGGACUCGUACAAUCUACCCAGUUAGAAGAAAGGUCCUGGGUAGAAAGAGUACCAGAAAGACUAAGCCGGUUUCUAGAAGGAGUUCCAUCAUCCAGAGUCCAAUCACUCCCUCUACAGCAACUGGGUUGACGUUGCGCCGGCCGCUCAGCCCUGAACCUCUUUAUAAGGAGCCAAUUCGGAAGGUUCCCAAGAAGGUAUCCAUUGCAAGCUUGAACCGCCACGUGAAGCAUUCGGUUCGGGUCUUGCGUCCUCUCUGUCAACCAUAG
Candidozyma haemuli is the source of this 1509-nucleotide messenger RNA. RefSeq lists its product as uncharacterized. The record is from RefSeq and is a predicted model, not a curated record. The transcript has a single exon. Lineage: Eukaryota; Fungi; Ascomycota; Pichiomycetes; Serinales; Metschnikowiaceae. Bases 1 to 1509 code for a protein of 502 amino acids.